Messenger RNA from Cydia amplana, 1411 nucleotides. RefSeq lists its product as uncharacterized. The transcript is spliced from 2 exons. The record is from RefSeq and is a predicted model, not a curated record. The coding region runs from base 41 to 1369 and encodes 442 amino acids. Lineage: Eukaryota; Metazoa; Arthropoda; Insecta; Lepidoptera; Tortricidae.
GCGCGUACGCCUUGUAUUUAUAAACGGAUAUUCGUGUAAUAUGAAGGUGCUUGCGAUCAUCUUGUCGGGAUUAGUGUUGCAGACAUCUGCGUCAUUCUUCGACGAACUGCGUGGCGCGGUGUCCUCAGUGGAGAGUAGCUUCGGGAAACUUCUGAAUGACGUCAUAUACGACGUCAAAGAAACUAUUGACUGCACUCUCAUGGCAGUUGAGCAGGCGAUGGCUUUAGGUGUGUUUAGAGAUCCUUCGGAAUAUGAUGCACGGUGCCGAGGUACUGAGGCGAUCGAACAGACACCACCACCAUCACCACCAGUUGUAGUAGCCACUGACCCUCCACCACCUGCCCCAGAAACCCGCUACAUGGCCAUCCCUCUUACGAAGACGGAACAUAGACAAGUCGACUCCUCAAACGUAGACCAAGUUCUAAGCGAUGUCCUAAUAAAAGAAGACACUAACGCUCAACUUGAAACUGUUAAAUUGGCUCUUAUUAACGAAACCGAACGAUUAACUGAAAUAAGUGAACUGCUAAGGAAACAACUUGAUGAACUCUCGGCAGAAGUGAAAGAAAAGUUUAAAGCGAUUGAACUGCAGACGUCAGAACCGUCUGUUGAGAGCAUUUGGAACGACAUUAAAUUGUUGCACGAAAUAGAACAUAGACAUAAGAAUACAGACGAUGCUAAGAAAAUCAGCCGUGUUCUUGACCAGAUCUUAAGUAUACUCGAUGCGAAUGAGGAAGAUCGCUCGGCCGCAGACGAUAACAAAAUACAUGCAAUUAUGCGCAAACUUAGCAAGCAAACGAAAGGACACAGUGACAACUGGACGGACCUCAAAAAUUAUCCUAAAGAUUUUUGCGAAUACGCCAAAAGAGUAUUUGAUGAAAAUAGAUCGACUUCACCACCUGAUGACACAACUAAGAAACCUGAACCUGAAGAAGUUACUGAGAGUGAUGCUGGGAAAAUAGGCGAAAAGGAUGACCAAACUAAAAAAACAGAUGAAACAGACAAAAAGCAUGAUCAAACUAAAAAGAUACAUAAAGUUGUCAAAAAAGAUGACCAAACUGAAAAACCACAAGAAGUUACCACAGUUAAAUCUAAAAGUAAAAGGAGAAAACUAAAAAGAACCACAACUACUACUACUACUGAAAGACCAUUAACCGUUGAGGAGUUGGCAGCUCAAUACGGUUCGCUAUUUGAUGUGAUGCCAGAUAUCGAUAGUAUAGAGCACCAGAAAGCGCUUGAAAAUACGAAGAGAAUAAUACAAGAUUACGCUCUGAAUGACGCAGUCAUGAACAGUUUAGCCCAAAUCGAUUCGAGCAAAGAUGCUCGUGAUCUUUUUGAUGACCCUGACGUGCUAAAGGAUUUUAAGGAAUAAAAGAGAAAUGAUAUAAUGUAGUUAUUGUUAUCAAAUUGAACU